Pestalotiopsis fici W106-1 is the source of this 1386-nucleotide messenger RNA. RefSeq lists its product as uncharacterized. Bases 1 to 1386 code for a protein of 461 amino acids. NCBI's taxonomy places the organism in Eukaryota, Fungi, Ascomycota, Sordariomycetes, Amphisphaeriales, Sporocadaceae. The record is from RefSeq and is a predicted model, not a curated record. Gene Ontology annotation, molecular function: microtubule site clamp; protein binding. The transcript is spliced from 3 exons. Gene Ontology annotation, cellular component: nucleolus; mitotic spindle; monopolin complex. Gene Ontology annotation, biological process: homologous chromosome segregation; attachment of mitotic spindle microtubules to kinetochore; meiotic sister chromatid segregation.
AUGCCACCAGGAAAGAGGGGCAGACCUGCCUUGGCAGCCAAAUCAACGAACUCACAGCUGGGACUUCACGACCGAGGAAAAAAGCGAGCAGCAACAGACGACCUUGAGAAAGGGGAUGAUAGUGAAUUAAAACCAAAAGGCGCACGGGGUCGCCCGCGCGUACACAAGAUUGCAAAGCUAUCCGACACGCCAGAUGAAUUUUCGACAGUCGAGGCUCCAGAGCGGCCUGCAGCUCAGCCUGCUAAGAGGGGAAGAAAGCCAAAAGCGCAGGUUGCGACGCCGCCCAUGGAAGCCGAAAUCCCGGAAACACAACAGGUCAUUCCAGUGAACCCAAUAGAACCGGAGGUUGAGAUACCCGAGACACAGCCUGCUGGGAAAUUUGAUGAUCUCGACGAUAGUCUCGACGAUGAGCAGGUCGAAGACUUACCCGCUGCAUACGCUCACGCCUCUAUCUUGUCAUCGGCGCAACGUGUCCCGCAGUACAUGUUUCCACCCAGCGCAAUGCGCAACCAACCUCUUGUUCCCAUGAGCACCGGCCGAGUACAAUAUCAGAAGCUUCCCUUCCAUCCUGUUGGCCGUCCAAUGACUACUUCUGACCCUUCUUCCGACCCUGCGCUACGCAGGCAACUUGGAGAGUUGACCCGCAAAUACGAAAAUCUGGAAGUCAGGUACCGGGAUCUGCGCGACAUAGGCGUCAAGGAAGCGGAACACAACUACGAUAGACUCAAGAAACAGGGCGAAGAAAGGGCCCAUACCGCGAACCAGCUGAUUGAAACAUUGAAGGCACAACUUGCUGCUCAGACGGAGUUGGCCAAAGAGGGACAACGAUUGAGGCAGCAACUAGAUGCCGCCGAGACUAGAGCCUCCAAACUCGAGGACGACCUUGCAGGCAAGUCCAAGUCUCUGGCAGAUUCAAAGUCAGAGGUCAAAACCUUGACGACCAGGUUGGCUGCAGCACGUGCGGCCGAGGCUGCGACUGUCAAGGUUCCUGGCAGCGCCAUGAAGGGCAAUGUGGCAGACAAACGCCUACUCGCUAAUGCCGAGGCGGCAGUUCAGUCAGCACAAAUGAAGGAGGACCUCUAUGCAGAUUUAACCGGCUUGAUCGUUCGUGGUAUUAAGCGAGAUCAAGAUGACGAGGUUUAUGAUUGCAUUCAGACCGGCCGAAACGGAACUCUACAUUUCAAGCUGUCGGUUACCCCAGACGACCAGUCGGACGACUUGGACGAGGUGCAAUUCAUGUAUAUGCCCCAAUUGGACGAAGACCGGGACAGCGACUUGCUGGAUAUCUUGCCCGACUAUCUGACGGAGGAAAUUACAUUUCCUAGGACGCAUGCCGCCAAAUUUUAUUCUCGAGUUAUGAAAUUCCUCACCGAGAAAUUGGAAUGA